UACUGGAAAUGUCAAAUAAAAAUAAUCGUAUCCUUGCCGCUUUCGCGAGUUUCGCGGUAUCGUUAGAAAAUAAAUACAUUGUAAACAAGUACAUAACGAACUUAACGAAGUACGAAUUAAUUUAGAUUAUGGAGAAAAAUCCUCUAGAAAUCAAAAUAUCAGAAAGAAAACCUACUAUCAAUAAACAAGGCAGACCUUUAAUAUCAGAAAAUGUCGGAUUUAGUCCACAACCGAAGUCGUCUGUUAUAUUAGAUUUAUUAACCAGAAAUAAGGAUCUAGAUCAAAUAAAUGAACUGGAGGAUAUUGUAGAAUUGGAGGAAAAGGAAUUUAUUUGCAAAAUAUGCUCAAAAAGAAAUGACAGUGAAAAAGAGCAUAAGAAGCACUUACAGACCCAUCGGAAAGAGCAGUUAUUUGUGUGUGAUUUUCCUAACUGUUCAUAUUCGUGUAAAUUAUCCUGCAAUCUAAUAAAACACAAGAGAGUUCAUACUUCAGAGAAGCCUUAUAUCUGUGAUCAGUGUCCAUUCCGUACAAAUUUUGUCAAUUCAUUAAAAGUUCAUAAGCGGAUACAUACCACUGAAAGACCUUACAGUUGUGAAUAUUGUGCCUAUCGCUGCAAUAGUAGUUCAAAUUUAAAAAAACAUCGCAUGCACAGACACACUGACACGAAGAAAAGCUAAUAGGGCUAUUAUUAAUAAAAAAUAUUUUGUGAAAAAUUGUUUUUUUUUUUCAAUUUUUCCUUUAUGUACU
Molecule: messenger RNA, 747 nt
Organism: Pectinophora gossypiella (pink bollworm)
Lineage: Eukaryota; Metazoa; Arthropoda; Insecta; Lepidoptera; Gelechiidae
Product: zinc finger protein 679-like
Exons: 2
Coding region: 129-677 (182 amino acids)
Biological process (GO): regulation of transcription by RNA polymerase II
Cellular component (GO): nucleus
Molecular function (GO): RNA polymerase II transcription regulatory region sequence-specific DNA binding; DNA-binding transcription factor activity, RNA polymerase II-specific
Source: RefSeq, a predicted model, not a curated record